AUGGAUUCCGCGCCAGGGGGUCCCUCCGGCAGCGGCCGGGAGACCCCCGGAAGCGGCCGGCAGAGCCCCGGCACGGGGCGGCGGCGAUGGGGGGCCGCUGUGGGAAAAGUGGAAUCCAUGCUGGCGGUUUCCACGGCACUGGAUUUGUAUGCAGUUCAGCGGCAGAGGCGCGCGCUGCGGGACACCGACCCCUGGGUGAUCGUGGAGAAAGUGCGCGGGCUGUGCCAGAGGCGUCCUCCUCGGCCGCUGUCAGUGGUCCAGGACCUGGUGAUCCACGCGGGCUUCCUCUGCGGGUUCAUCCGUGAACAGCCGCUUGAGGCACAGUUCCGACUCUGCCAGGUGGUGCAGUUUGAGGACGUGGGGCGGGGGAAACUAGUCUGCCGGCAAGGGGAGCCGGGGGACCGCUUCUACAUGAUCAUCCACGGCUGCGUGAGCGUCCAGUCGCUGACCGCAAAGCGUCAAGUGCGCAACCUGGGCAAUCUAGGCCGGGGGGACUAUUUCGGCGACAUCGCGCUGAUUAAUGGGCAGGCGCGGCAGGCCACGUGCAUCACCCGGUCGGACACGUGUCUCCUGACCGUUGGCAAGGAAGAUUUUCUGGAGCUGUACAAGAACCGCUUCAGCGUGCGAUGCGUGCAAGCCAUCAAGUUCCUCCGCAAGCAGGUCCGUCCGUUCUUCAGCAUCAGCGAGCCCAACUUGCGGCUGUUCGCGCACUACCUGUGCCUGCUGUGCUUCAACCCGGGCACCACGUGGAACGUGGACGACGAGGGCACCGUCUACUUUGUGCGCGCGGGAGAAGCGGAGCUGCUCAUCCCGCUGCCGCGCGAGGACGCGCGCUUCAAAAUCGAGGGGCCGUACAUCAGCGUUACCCGUUUCAAGGAGGGCGACUACUUCGGCGAGAGCAGCGUGUUCCCGGAGGACCGCUGUGGCUGGCUGGUGCGCGCGGUAACGCCGAUGCAGCUGUUCUCGGUCCGCGGGAAGGACUUCCUGAAACAUGCGGACCCCACCGUCAUCUCCAUGAUCCGCGCCGAGUCGUCGUUCCGAGUCGGCUACUACGCCGGCCGCCACUCUCAGCCGACGCCGCAGUUGGCCGAACGCCCGUCGACGUCACAGCUCCGGCUCGCGGACGCGCAGCGGCGCCGGAGCCGCCGGAGCACGCCGCCUCCGGACGGAACGGAAAAGGUUGCGGACGGAAUGAAGAGAUUACCGGGCGAGGACGGGACGCAGAAGGCGUCCGACGGAAUGCAGAAGGCGUCCAACGGAACUUUGAAAGCGUCCGAAGGAACGCAGAAGGAUGGGAAGCUGCAGCCGCAGAGCCCAGAGAAGAGCGGCGUGCAAGACAGGGGGUUAGCCGGGGGUUUAACGGAUCGGGUCAAGUCGGUCACGAGUCUUUCGAAGGGGAAUGUGACUGCGCUCGGGAAUCGCGAGAAGAGGUCAACCAGCGAAGGCCCGCCAACGGCAGCAGGGCCUACUUUCAACCGCCCAAAAAGGAGCGACAAGAAGCCGGAGACGUCAGGAUUUGGCGGGAAUUUUGGCGAGGCAGGCGCCCGCGUGCCAUCGGCCGCGUCAGUGUCCGGCUCGACGAGGGGCGCAAAGAGUUUGGGUGAUCGGGUUGUGGGCGCCGAAAGCAAUGGCGGCGGCGCGUCGCGCGGCACGUCGCGCAAUGAAACGAAGGCCGCGAGCGCACGCGGAGAGACUGAGCCGGACGCGCACGGGAAACGGAACGGUAGCAGCACGCGCGCGAGCGCGAGCGGGGAAGGCGCGCCCGCGGGCGCGCUGCAGGGGCGGGUACGCGGCGACAAGCGCCCCGGGCCGAGCGCCAUGAAGUCGCCGCUGGGGAGCCGCCCCGCGGCCGCGGAGCGACAUCGGCAGGGUUCGCGCGCACGAACCGGGGGGUUGAAGGUUUUGGAUCAUCUGCCGGAGCCGUCGCGUCGGGAAACACCCCUCGGGAGAGCGCUCUCCGAGGACUUUUCCCGGCGGCCACGCGAACAGUAUGAAGAAACUGGCGGCAUUUCUGGGCGAUCGGACAAAGGGACGAGACUUCUGCACAAUAGUGGGCCGCCUGGAGAGGGGGGCACGUUGCCUCGGGGGAAUGACGUCAGCGGUCCUCAUGCCAGGUGGAAGGACGAAGCAACGGAGGAGAUGAGAGAGGAAGUUGCAUCGGGCGACGAACGGGGGCCGCGGUCCCAGGCAGGGUCGCCGGACGGCGCGCCCCGGGCCAGCGGCCGGCGAAGCAGACGGCGCGCGCGGUGGCGAGUGCGCGCGCGCAGCGCGCUCUCCUCGGUGGAAGUCUCGCUGGAGACGGCCCGGCGCAUGCGCGAGCAGGAGCUGCCCAAGGAUUUACAGUUUCGCGGAACGCCCGCUCAGAACGGAGCCGGAAGAAGGGGCGGUUUGGGAGAAGCGGAGCGGAAACGAGAGGAGAAGGCGCGCGGCGCGCCAUCGGUGAGAUGGGAGAAAGAGGUAGAUUCGGACGGAGAGAAGGACACUUCGGUUGGACGGUCGGUCGCGGCCGCGGACGCGGAGGUGUCACGGCGGAUCGCACCAAAAGUUGUAGAAAUGAUGACGUCACUAAAGCGAGUUGAAGGCCAGCAGGGGCGAACCUUGGACGGCGGUGCAAUUCUGAGCCCCGCGACAACUGAAGAAGCGAAGGCAGCGAAGGCGUCGCGCCUCGCGCAAGUGUACGGACCGCGGAUGCCCGGUCGGCGCCGAUCUAGUUCGUCCGCGGCAGCGGUGCGGGCGGACGAGAGCGCGGUCCCCGGAGUAGGGCAAAACGUGAAGAGCCGUGCUCAGAGCGUUUCGGUGCCUAAGGGCCAGAAACUGGCCAUGUCACCAGGUAGCCUGUCCUCCCAGCUUCGAAAGCAAUUGCACUCUUUGCCGCUGCUACAUUCGCCCCCCGGAAGCCCCGACCAUGCCCGGGGGACGUUCGAGGCGACGGAGAGGUUUGCGGGAUCCCCCAAGGAGGACUUCCCCGUCCUUCCUCCCGUGGAUCUGUCGGACCUCCCCCCGGUAGAUCUCUCCGACCUUCCGACGCCGUCCGAGAUCGUCCGGAUGGAGUUGGGACCGGAGGAGAAGCGGUCCCUGGAUUUGGUGCCACUGCCGUUGGACGCGCUGACGUUACCGUGGCAGGCGUACACCAUUCCGGUGGCGAGCAGUAAACGGUGGGAUGGCUUGCAGACUGAAAUGAAGAGGAAGGAAAAAGCGAAGGCGGCAAAGCUGCGGCGGAGGACGGGUUUGACAGAGCAGCAGUUGAAACAGUCGGAGCUACAGGCGGUGGCGCAUCUAAGAAAUCGCACUGUAGAUCUGGUCGGAGGAAGAGAUUUGGUGUCGUAA
Messenger RNA from Klebsormidium nitens, 3327 nucleotides. The record is from the annotation of a GenBank genome assembly. Lineage: Eukaryota; Viridiplantae; Streptophyta; Klebsormidiophyceae; Klebsormidiales; Klebsormidiaceae.